UUUAGUUUAGGUGAAUGUAAACCAUAUAAUAAAUAGGAAUAGGAUGUCUACAUCUGGUCAAGUCAGAGCAGUCAUUGAAUUGUUCUGCUUGUUCCUUCGAGAAAAUUGUGUAUCAGAUGCUCGUGCUGAGUCUUUGAGGCAAGCUAAAUUUAACAAAGAUUCUGCUGUAAGUUAGUGAAAUCAAUUAAUUUCAUUAUUGCUAUAAUUAACUUUUGAAAUGAUUCAUGAGGCUGUAACUAUUAACGUUAUGCUUUAGAAAAUUUAUUGUAGUUUAGCCUGUUAAUUUCAAGAUAAGAAUAUGUAAUGGGUAAAAAAUGUGAACAUUGUCCAAGGCUCACUUUUAAAAAACUUCAAAGCAAGGUUGAAGGCUGAUUAUGCUAAACAUCUUGCCUAAUUGAAUUUAUCAACUAUCUUUAAAGCUUUAAAUUUAGUUUGUAUUUGUCAAAAUAACAUUUCUGAAUUAUUAUUUUUUGUGUGCUUCUUUUGUUUCUAGGCAUCCAAAUUAUGGACGAUUCUUUUUGACACUAUUUGUUUCUGCAAUUUUUGUCAGCCAUUGUUAGUAACUCCAACUAAAGGUAAUUAAUAUAUGGGGCCAUCUAUAUAGAACAUACACAUUGACGGGGGAGUGGUGGUUGUCGAUUUUGGAGAAUUCCUACAUUUUUUAAAUUCCUAGCGCCCUUGCAAAAUUUAUUUUGUUAAAUUCGUACAAGUACACUUGGAAAUAGCAAAGAUGCUAAAAAAUAAUAAUAAAGGGUUGGGUAUACUUGAAAAAAGCAUCAUCAAGUAACUGUAAAAGUAUGGUUGCAAAGCUGAAACUUAAAGAAAUUAACGGAAGGGCACCACCAGGAGUGGAGCCUGCGGCUUAAUUUGACUCAACACCGGAAAACAAAUCUCCUGGUCCAAGGUUGAGUCUCAACAGAUCGCAGUGAGGUGGCUGCUCUACUGAUUACGACACCCCGACCGAGAACUAAGUCGUCUACAAAUGAUUUAACACCUCCACGCCGCAUGGGGUGAAUAUCGGACAGGCCCCCGCCCGCACUGCUCGGCGGAGCGGCAAAGACCUCUUACUACGGCUGAACCUAGACGAGAAAGCUGGGGCAAUCCAAGGCAGGGCCUUGCUUAGGACAAGUGGCACCCGGAGGGAAUUCUGAAAAUAGUGUUGCUCAAUAAAUAUAAAAAAAUGCUAGGUGAAAAGAAGAUUUUUUACGCCCCUUGACUUUGUACAUGGGACUUAAAAGUUUAAUUCAAUAUUAAAGUCCUGUCCACCUAGGGUGAGUGCCCCCAUCUUAUUACCCUGCUUGAAGGCAAUGUGACCUUCAUAGUAAUGCAGCACAUAUUUGGGGUACCACUGGGCUUGCCAAACAGCGAUGAAAACGUGUGACACAUUUUGUACUGAUACAUUACAAGUGUCUAUAAAUAUACAUACACAUUGAAGGGGUGUCCAAAAAGUAUUUGUGCAUUAGGGGGAAGGGUACAAUGUGACUUUUUUACAUUCAUACACAAAGUGUUUCAAGAGUAUAAAAAAAUUUGUUUAAAUCUUAUUGAUAAUUUAUCAAUUAGAUUUACUAUCCUUUGCCUUUAGGUUUCAUUUUAUGGAAGUGAAAAUAAGCUUUCUUUUUUUUUUUUUUUUGCUCUAGCUCUUGUGCUAUCUUUUAUCAAACUGGAAAUGGCAGGCAAUUAUACUUCUUAGCCUUAAUUGUUCUUAAGGGAUGGAGUCCAAUUAGAAGAUCUUUCUAUUUGUCACAGUUCUGAGUCCUGAACUGCUCUCUCCAACUCACUAAUUAAUUUUAUUCUAAUUUCUCACUAUCUCAUUGAAUGGAUCCCUUUGCCAAAUGCCACAUGAUGAUUUGCCUUAUGCAAAAUGAUUAUUUGCCUCAUGACUUAUGCUACAUGAUUUGCCUUAUCCCACAUCAUUAUUUACCUUAUACUACAUGAUGAUUUGCCUUAUGCUGCAUCAUUAUUUGCCUUAUGCUACAUGAUUAUUUCCCCAAGUCACAUCAUUGUAUUCCCUGUGCUACAUGAUUACUUGUCUUGGUAUUCUAUGAGGAAGAUUGGCUAGUAAUUUUUAAAUGUGGUUUUCUCAUUUUGUACCUUGUCAUCAUUUGUUUAUUUUAUCUCUUGCUCCAUAUUUGUGUUAUAUGACCUACCUGGAAUCUUUUCAAGCUUGCGAAAGUUUAAUAUUAAAAAUUCACCUUUUCAAAAGGUACAUGUACAAGCAAUAAUUAUUCUGAAUUAACUUUUUUUUAUUAUUUAAGAAUUUUGAAUGCCAUUUUCAAAUUCAAUUGAUGUUUUGAUGUUAUGACAGCAUCCACUUCUGUUGGCAUGUUAUGUUAUUUCUGCCACUUUUAUCUUUACCAGAGGAUGUAGUGGUGUAUGUCAAAACUGAGCUGCAGAAAUGGGGUUACCUCAGCCAGUCACUAGCCAUGCUGCCCUCUGAUAUGUCCAGCGGGAGCAGAGAGUUACUUCUGGCGCUUGGUUGGGUGGUGCACACCCAGAAACUGUUUGAUAAAGUCAUCACAAGGAGAUCGAACCCACUUGAACAGCAACUGCUUGAAUUUGUGCCAUCGGAUGUAAGAGGCUUUUUUUAUCUGUUGAAUUUCAGUCACAGCCACAUUUGUCAACAUGGCUUGUCCAUGUGCAUUGAGGUGAAGUAAUAAUAAUAAUAAAGCUUAUUUGAAAAUCAUGCUUCAUCCCCAAAGGCUCAAAGCGUGGUACAAAGUCAUCCAUAUUAAAAGAGAAAUGGAAAAAAUCUAUAUUUUACCACAUAAUAAAUAAUAAAUAAUUGAUACCAUUUUUGUCCCCGUAAAACAAAUUUAAAAGAUAUGGGUCAAUCAUUUUGGUGAGUUUUAUAAGAAUUUUCAAAAAGCUUAAAAAAUAAUAUUGUUAUUUCAAAAAAUUAUAAAUUAUAAUCGUUUAAAGCUUAUUUUAUAUCUUAAUUAUUAAAAAAAUGUUGUUGUUUUUUCUUUUCCAAACUUCUCACUUAAAUUAGGGGAAGCAAACAAAUUUGGACACUUGCCCUCCAGAUUUGUGUAAACAAAGCAGUAUUUUGCCUGCAGAGCGCACCCAGCAACAAUUGGUGCUGUGCGGCAAGCUUCAGAUGGCCUUAAGAAGACUAUACUCUGUUGACCAGCAGCUAGCAGGGCUCAGAAAUACUGUAAAUACAUUCUUCUGAUUUAUCUUUGUUUACAUUCAAUCACUCAAGUCCCAUGGUUUGCAGUGGCUAGUCUGAUAUCAUUUGUGAUUUCUGGUCUUGUCAUGUCUGGUCACAUCAUGUCUGCUGGUCAUGUUUUGGUACCUUGUGCUGAUGCAACAUUAGUGAGAACUUUUUAGUAGUAAGAGUAACUGAUAUUUUCUUAUGCUUUGGUACAUAUGGCAGGAAGGUUCUGGCAUUCUAUUGUAUGCUUUGGGGGUUGGGGAUAAAGAAAGACAUUAUUUCAUAACCCUGUUGUUGGUGAUACAGUUGUGAUGGUUAACUAAGCCUAUGACAGAGUAACUGUUACUGCCACAUCAAGACAUCAAAUGUAAUUGAAAUAAAUCAAGUCCCUUGAAGUAACUUACAGUGGCACUUAAUUACAAUAAGACCGCAUUCACAUGAUAAAUAAUAACUUCACUGAUAAUGCAGAAUAUCUAUAAAUAUAUAUAUGUUCACUUCUGUUUUAUUAGAUAUCUUCACUACUGUCCUUGCAAUUAUCAAACACUUAACUAUAGCACAGACUCACAACACCAUUUUUCCAACAUGGCUGUGUACCUUCGUCCGUUUUACCUAUAUCUUCUUAUUCUCUCCCUUGAGUCUGCAUAACAUCAAACUAGCACACACAAAGUUAUACUGCUACAAUCUUGUCUGUGUGAGACCUGUUACUACUUAUAAACUUGCAAUGCUAGUUAAGUGCUGGAGUAUUAGAGUAUUGUGACCCAAAAAAAAGGGGGGGGGGGUGGGGCUACAGAAUGUAACUGUCAAAGUUUACAAAGUAAAACAAGAUAAAAGAUAAUACAUUGUGAUGUUCACUUGAAGAUAUCUCAUUGAUAAAACUUUAAUGUUUAAGUUCUUCUUUUCCCAGAUCCAUCAAUGCACCCAAGGUGUGUGCCUACAGUCUGACCUCAACCACCUGACAUCUUUAGAAGUUUAUUUACUGCGGCACCCUGAAAGCUUGAAACAGGUAUAUGACGGUUGGCAACAAAUCAACUGAAAUUUGUCUUGAAAAGGGCUUUACAAAAAAAAUGUACUUAUUACCCAAGAUGCGUGUAAUUGUUAUACUGGGAGUGAUAGAAUUACUUACAAAUUUUUUUUUUAUGUGAGUGAUUCAUUGUUUGACAAGGAUGACUCGAUUAAAGAAUCCUAAGGGAAACUACUCAUUACAAAUAGUGAACACUCAUUUUCUACAGAUGUUGAAUGAGUUGGAGAAAGACAAUGUAGAGAUGAAACACUUGCUGGAAUGGAAGGAACUGGAGCAUUUCUUUUGGGAGUGGAUGGUGAGUACAUUGGACUGUCACUUGUGGGUAGAAUGGACUAUCACCUUUAGGUACAUUGGACUGUCAUGGUGAGAACAUUGGACUGUCACUUAUGGGUAGAAUGGACUAUCACCUGUAGGUACAUUGGACUGUCAUUGCUAGAACAUUGGCCUGUCAUGGUGAGAACAUUGGACUGUCACCUGUGGGUUGACUGGACUAUCACCUGUAGGUAAAUUGGACUGUCAUGGUGAGAACAUUGGACUGUCACCUGUGGGUAGACUGGAUUAUCACCUGUAGGUACAUUGGGCUGUCAUGGUGAGAACAUUGGACUGUCACCUGUGGGUAGACUGGACUAUCACCUGUAGGUACAAUGGACUGUCAUGGUGAGAACAUUGGACUGUCAUCUGUGGGUUGACUGGACUAUCACCUGUAGGUAAAUUGGACUGUCAUGGUGAGAACAUUGGACUGUCACCUGUGGGUAGACUGGACUAUCACCUGUAGGUACAAUGGACUGUCAUGGUGAGAACAUUGGACUGUCAUCUGUGGGUAGAAUGGACUAUCACCUGCAGGUACAUUAGACUGUCAUGGUGAGAACAUUGGACUGUCACCAGUGGGUAGAAUGGACUAUCACCUGUAGGUACAAUGGACUGUCAUGGUGAGAACAUUGGACUGUCAUCUGUGGGUUGACUGGACUAUCACCUGUAGGUAAAUUGGACUGUCAUGGUGAGAACAUUGGACUGUCACCUGUGGGUAGAAUGGACUAUCACCUGUAGGUACAUUAGACUGUCAUGGUGAGAACAUUGGACUGUCACCUGUGGGUAGAAUGGACUAUCACCUGCAGGUACAUUAGACUGUCAUGUUGAGAACAUUGGACUGUCACCAGUGGGUAGAAUGGACUAUCACCUGUAGGUACAUUAGACUGUCAUGGUGAGAACAUUGGACUGUCACCUGUGGGUAGAAUGGACUAUCACCUGUAGGUACGUUGGACUGACAUUAAGGGUAGAAUACACUAUCACACUGUCAUGACGGGUACACUGGAAUAUCACCUUUAGGUACAAUGCAUAUUCACUGUGGGUACAGUCACUGCCAUUGUCUUACAAUAAUUCCAUGAAACAACUUCUGAGGUGAAUUCAAGGAAAUGAAGUAAGUUAUUAUAUACUACAUUGAAUGGGACUUCAUUCAGCAGAGUUCACUCUUAUAAGGUUACUAUAAAUCAACUUUUGUCUUAGUGAAUUGAUGUCAUUAUUUAUCACUUUAUUGUAACAGAUUGUCUCAUGUCAACUUGAAAGUGGGUCAACUCAUGCAAACAGUCACAUGAUGGAUUUUAUCGGCAUCAAUUACUACAGCAUUAUACUUUUGAUUAUAUUUUUUUGGUAUAGCUAUGAAAUUGAUGACAUUGAUAUUGUUGGAUUUUAAAUGAUUUUUCUGUGUCCAUCCAUCACAAUGUGACCAUGGUGUAGAGUUUGCAGGACGAAACCACAUGGCCUGGGAUUUUCCUUUAGGAGGAUCAGCUGGCUCCUAAACAGCAAAUCACCUGCCUCCAUUCACCUGGACAACCCCAAGGGAACAGCAGGUUUGACUGCUACAGCUUGGCACAGGUAGCAUUGCAGGAGUUGUCAGAAUUUAUAUUGUAUCAAUGUCAUACCACUUACGGGACUCCAUCUCCGGGUAUGAAUUCAGAGUUUUCCUUCUCUUAGAUGAGCUGCCAUCCAAGGUUGAUGAGUCCCAUCCACUCGGGGUGCUGGUGAUGACUAGACUUCUGCCGGGGAUCGAACUCCAGCCCUGCAAGCUUGACAUUGACUCACUUGAGACUAGAGACCGACCGAAAGUGAUUUUCUGAUUUUGGCCGAAACCUUAAAUAGGUCGAAAGUUAAAAAUGACUUUCGGCGGAAACCGAAACUAGGCCAAAAGUUAAAAAAUUGACUUUCGGCCGAAACUGAAGCCGAAAGCUUAAAGAGACUUUCGGCCGAAACUGAAAUAUUUAGAUAUUUUGAAAUUAGUUCACGCAUACAUUCUGAGCCUUGUUCACUUUCAAAAUUUUCUUCUUCAUAUGCCUUUUUACCCAGUCUGGGGCAUAGGCCAUCCACAAGAAUUCUCCAUUCAUCAUGGUCCUGUGCCUUCCUUUUCAGUUGUUUCCAGGUGUAUCCAAUAUUUUGUGUUUCUGCUUCUUGCUCGCGUCUCCAUGUAUUCUUUGGCCUUCCUCUCUUUCUUUUUACCUGUGGAUUCCAUGUUAGGAAUUGUCUGGUGGUGCUAUCUGGGGGUUUCCAGAGAGUAUGUCCUAUCCAUCUCCAUCUUUUCUUUAAGAUGUCUUUGUCAAUUUGCACCUGGUGAGUCAUUUCUAGUAGAUCUUUUUUGGUGAUAAUACUUGGCAAUUUGAUUUUCAGGAUCUUUCUAAGGCAUGUGUUUAUGAAGGUUUGUACUUUCUGCAUAAUGCUCGCCGUUGUUUUCCAAGUUUCUGAUACAUACAGUAGGAAUGUCUUUCAAAAUAGGGUUUGUCAAAAAGGCCUUUACUACUAUAAAAAGUCAAAAUUCAUUCUACCUACAAUAGCUUCUUUCUUCACAUCAAUAACUCAUAAAUAUGUCCUGCUCCUGCCUACUGCUUGACACGUUUAGCAUUUAAAGCCUUCAUGGAGAAGGUUGGGGUGGUUGUUCCUGUACUAAGUGAUCCCAAAUGGCUCAUGGAAUUUGCUUUUCUCGUUGAAAUUACACAGGAGCUGUAUGUAAUCAACAAGAAGUUACAAGACCAUGGGUAGCUUGUCAGUGUUGCUUUUGUCAGGGCACUCUGCACAAAACUUGUGAUAUGGUUCUUAGAGAAACCUCUGCCAUUUCCCAACAUCCAAAGUACUCAUUGGCUCGGGCACACCAUUCAGUUGUAACUUAGUAGUAAGUAUACUGAUGCCAUUGCAAAGCUACAGAAAUAAUUUAUCACAUUUUUUAGACUUCAAAACACAGACAGGCACUUUUCAGCUUUUUGCUGACCCUUUCUCCUUUAAAAUUUAAUGUGCAAAAUACCCCGCGCAUGGAGGUGAAUGUAAAAACAGACAAGCAUGGACAUUUUAGUUCACUGCCCUCUACCUUCCCUGAGAUUUCAAGGUUGUUCAAGUGGAUCAUUUGACUUUUUGGGAGUACCUAUCUGUGUGAAAAACUCUUUUCCACUAUGCACUUUAACAAACAGGGCCAAACUUACUGAUGAAUAUCUUCAAGCUAUACUGAAGGUCUCAUUUGCUUCCUCACUCAAGCCAAAGUUGCUCAGCUGUGUAAAAAGAUUUGCUGUCAGGUCUCUGGCAACAAUAAGUAGGUGAAAGAAAGUGGAGCCUAGUUCUUGAGAACCCUUAAUGUUUUUAUUUGUUAUUUAUAAAGGUUGAGCAGAUUGUAACAGUUUUACUUUAAUGAAUUUUUAAUCGCUUUUCGUAUGGAAUACUUGAUACGGCCCAGUCUCAAUCAGAGUCUACCUCCUGCAGCCCCCGGAUGAUUUGAGUUUGAGACCCCUGAUCUAAUUAAUUCUUUGGUUUUUAACAUUUUAAAUUAAAGUACAGGUAAUUUAAAUUUCUUUAAAAUGUUUUUUUAAAUUAUUACGAUAGGAGAAUAUUUGGAAAAAAGGGGGGGGGGGGGAUUAAUGAAAAAUAAACACUUGAGUGCCUUUGCUUUUAUAAUAUAAUUACAACCUAAAACAAUAAUUUUUGUGGGUCUAAUAGAGCCUAUUGCCACCUAAAUAUAUGUCAUUAAGGCUAUAAAAUUAUCCCCACAAUGUUUCGCUGUUUUCAUCAUACUAAUACUAAAGUAGCAUGGAUAAAAACUCUAUAUAAAUAUUCAAUUCAAUUCAAUGCUUUGUGUUUUCAUAAAUAGCUUGCAAGAUAUCACUGGAUUAAUAUUUAGCCUAGUAAAACACACUAGUCUUUCUGUGCUGGUGACAUAAUUAUUUCAUUCGGCACCCAAUCUCCCUCACCCGCUUGGUGGGGGAAUUUUUUUAAACUUCUCUUAAAAUUGUUGUUCUGACAGGUCUCGACGGAGAAUCGCAAAAGACGUAAAUUGUCAUCAAAAUCAUAUAAGUAAACAGGUCUUUAGUAGGCCUACCACAUAAUUAUAAUACGAACCCGUGAUACAUGCACACUUAUGUUAUUUCGUCCAUAACAAUGUUUAUGGGCAUGAUAAUGAUGAAUUUCAAGAAAUGACUGGUUUUAAAAGGCCUGCUUUUAAGAAAAUUAUUUUUAAUAAUUUUUUUUUUUUUUAAAUAAAUGAAACUUUACCAUUCCCAAGGAUUAUUCAAUAUUAUUCACCUUUGCCUAUGACAACAUUGAUGAGCAUGAUAAUGAUAAAUUAUAAAAAAUAUCACAAAUGAUGGAAUUGAUAUAAACCUAGGGUUCCAAAUUUUAUUUUUGAAAAAAAAAAUGAAACCAAAAAUAAUGAUAUGAAUAUUGCCAUUCCAUUCGUUUUUCUUCCACAAAACUGUUUACAUUUGUCUAGGCCAGUGGUUCUUAACCUUUUUGGAGGUACCAAACCCCACCAGUUUCAUAUGCGCAUUCACCGAACCCUUCUUAAUAGGAAAAAUAAAAUAUGAUUUUUUUUUCUGAUUUUUUGUUGGAUCUUCGCCGAACCCCUGAGAAUGACUCACCGAACUCCUGGGGUUCGAUUGAACCCAGGUUAAUAACCACUGGUAAAGGCCUAUCUGAAAUGUAAUUUUUUUGGAAAUAUAGGACCAGUAGGUCAUCAUGCAGCUGUGGACAGCUUUUGCUGAGUAUUAGUCAUAUAACAAUUAAUUACAUACAAUGACAGCAAUAUGUCGAGCACUAAUGAAUAUCAUAUUGUCGGCCUAGAGACAUACAGACAGUCUGACUUCUGAUAGAUGACCGAAAACCUUAGUCACUUUCGGCCGAAUGGCCGAAAGUCUCAUUCAAUUUCAGCCGAAACCAAAAGUUAACUUUUCUCUUUCGGCCGAAACAGAAAUUGAGCCGAAAGUUAAAUUUUCAGUUUCACCCAAAACAGGGCCGAAAGUGAUCUAAUGGCCACUUUCAGCGCCAAAGCCGAAAUUCGGUCAGUUUGUACUUGAGACCACGCAGCCAUCCAGGAUUAAGCUAUUAUGAUAGGACCAUAAAUAAACCACCAAACAACAACUGCUGCAAUGCUGGGGACUUACUAUCUACUUAAGUUGAUUAACACAACUUGCAUUCAAAUAACGCACUUUAUAAGACUCCUAAUUAGUGCUGACCUCUGGGGAUUUUAUUUUGCACGCCAUUGAACGGCAGUUUUACACAAAGACACCAUACUUAAAUACCUACAGAAUUAUUAUUUGUGAUUAUGUAAUUGAUUACUUCAUAAUUGUUAUCUUUGUGACUUGCAUUUUGUUUGAAUUUGCAUAAAGGACAGUGUGUUACAUCUUCAUAUACAAGAGAAGGAUGACCCAGUCAAGCCAGCUAGUGACCCAGCCAGUGACCCAGCCAAGCUAGGCGGAGUCAUACAAUCGGAAUGUGUUUACCUGCCAGUCCCAAAGACUUUAGGUAGAGAUAUCACAGAAACUAGAUCAAAACUGAGAGAAUUUAUCCUAACACACGAGGCUGACAUUGACAGAUUGGACCAGCUCAUUCUUGACAAGGUUAGGAGGAUAAAAUCUCUGCUACUCAAAGUGUGGUCUAAGAUUGGAAUGUAUGGUUUAGUGCUACCUCAAAAUGUGGUCUAAGAUUGGAAUGUAUAGAUUAGUGCUACCUAAAAGGGUGGUCUAAGAUUGGAAUGUAUAGAUUAGUGCUACCUCAAAGUGUGGUUUAAGCAGUGGGAUGCAUACCUUAGUGCUCUUCAAAGUGUGUUUCACCAAUGGGAUGUAUAGAUUAGUGCUACCUUAUAUUGGGAUGUAUAGAUUAGAGCUACCUUAAACAGUGGGAUGUAUAGAUUAGUGCUACCUUAAAAACUGAAAUAUAUAGAUUAGUACUACCUCAAAGUAUGGUUUAAGCAGGAGGUUGUAUAGAUUAUUGCUGCCCCUUAAAGUAUUUUUUGACACCUUGUGAGCGUAUAAAAAAAGGGCUACCACGGUAUAUACAACUAUUUAUACCCAAAACUUGAUUACCGGUACCUUAAAAUCGUAACAAUGAAGCAACCUUACUCCAAAUAACCAAAUAUGCUUCAGACAUUUCAAAACUAAUUUAGCUUUUUAGUUUUCUUGCUGUUGAGUUCAGCGUCCAUGAUGGUCAUUGACGUUUCAGAAAGUAUCUCGAGUGGAAGUAGAUGUACUGACCAGACAAAUAGAUGGAGAGCUUGCCUCACUUGCAACUAGACUGGACCAGUGUGGCAGAGGACGGCUAAUGGAUCAAGAACAUCCAUCUGACAAUAGUUUUGUCUGUCAAAGGGAGCUGCCCAUCUCCUUACCCGUCAUAGACGGCCGGCAAAGAACAAGAUCGAAAUUCGUUGCACACUCUGACAAGGGUGUGAAAGCCUCUAAACAGGCCAGCUUAAAUGAAGCGGUGAGUUUGUCGUAAUGUCAUCACAUGUUAUACUCUCUCUGGUCAUUCAGUCUCUCAUUCCCCAUACCAUAUCUGAGGUUUACAGUCCUGUCCUGUCAAUGAGUUGGGUUCCCAGUUAACAGCUGUCACUAUAUGGCUAUCACUGUGCUGCUAAUCUACUGUCCUGUCCUGGCAAUGAGCUGGCUUCCCAGUAACCAGCUGUCACUAUAUGGCUAUCACCGUGCUGCUAAUCUUUUCAACAGAAUUUGAUCACAUUCUCAAUAAAUCAUCUCAAGAGUGCAGGUCUUUGUAAGCCAGUAUGAUUGAUUACCUUCUCAAUAAAUCAUCUCAGAGUGCAGGUCUUUGUAAGCCAGUAUGAUUGAUUACCUUCUCAAUAAAUCAUCUCAGAGUGCAGGUCAUUGUAAGCCAGUAUGAUUGAUUACCUUCUCAAUAAAUCAUCUCAGAGUGCAGGUCAUUGUAAGCCAUUAUGAUUGAUCAGCUUCUCAAUAAAUCAUCUCAGAGUGCAGGUCAUUGUAAGCCAGUAUGAUUGAUCAGCUUCUCAAUAAAUCAUCUCAGAGUGCAGGUCAUUGUAAGCCAGUAUGAUUGAUCACCUUCUCAAUAAAUCAUCUCAGAGUGCAGGUCAUUGUAAGCCAUUAUGAUUGAUCAGCUUCUCAAUAAAUCAUCUCAGAGUGCAGGUCAUUGUAAGCCAGUAUGAUUGAACACCUUCUCAAUAAAUCAUCUCAGAGUGCAGGUCAUUGUAAGCCAGUAUGAUCGAUCAGCUUCUCAAUAAAUCAUCUCAGAGUGCAGGUCAUUGUAAGCCAGUAUGAUUGAUCACCUUCUCAAUAAAUCAUCUCAGAGUGCAGGUCAUUGUAAGCCAGUAUGAUUGAUCAGCUUCUCAAUAAAUCAUCUCAGAGUGCAGGUCAUUGUAAGCCAGUAUGAUUGAACACCUUCUCAAUAAAUCAUCUCAGAGUGCAGGUCAUUGUAAGCCAGUAUGAUUGAUCAGCUUCUCAAUAAAUCAUCUCAGAGUGCAGGUCAUUGUAAGCCAGUAUGAUUGAACACCUUCUCAAUAAAUCAUAUCAGAGUGCAGGUCAUUGUAAGCCAGUAUGAUUGAUCAGCUUCUCAAUAAAUCAUCUCAGUGUGCAGGUCAUUGUAAGCCAGUAUGUUACCUACCAUCUUAAGGUUUAACAAAUUUGAUCUGUAGUUUUAAUAUUAGGUCUUGGUACAUGAAAAAUGCAUAACAAAGGACUGAAAACCAGUAUAUAAAGAAAAACAGUACUAAAGCUAGUGACAUCAACAAUAAUCAAUUUUAUUAUGCUGUUAAGGUGAUAUAAAAAAUACAAAAAACAAUUUACAGAAAUAAAAACUGUUUGAACUUACAGCAAGUGUAAAAGUGUAAUGCUAGAAAGGUACGAAUAUUAAUCUACACAGACAUACACACACAGUGAAAAAUGUAAAAAGUUUUGUAGGUCUCCUGUACGACUGGUAAGUCUCGUAAAAUUUCUGCUGGUCAGAGUCAGCUGUCGUAGAAAUUCAUUUGAAAGAGAAUAUUUCUCCCCCUAUGUGUGUGAUGUAGACCCUUCUGGAAAUGUAAACAACUUUUCAAAUCACCGGGGUGGUUGGGGGAAAGGACUGCCUACAUCCAAUUCGUGUCGAUAACAAAACUGUCUACAUCCACAAUACGUCAACAGGUUCAGGUAGAGAUUCUCGCCAUGGGAGAGAAAGUCAGACGACUUGAGGAAGAUUUAAAACAACUUCAAAUUAGAAACAUGCACAAAUUACAGGAAAUUCUUGAUGGGGAUCCCAGUGUUAUCUGUAUACAACCAAGAUGUUUUAAAAAAUUGUUGGGGAGCUAAAGAAGAAACCCAAGUCGUCAGCAGAUUCACUAACCUUUACCCAAGGCAUCGGCAGAUUCACUAGCCCUAACCCAAGUCAUCACCAAAUUCACUAACCCAAGCCAUUGGCAGAUUCACUAACCCUAAAACAAGUCAUUGCCAGAUUCACUAACCCUAACCCAAGCCAUUGGCAGAUUCACUAACCAUAUACCAAGUCAUCGGCAGAUUCACUAACCCUAACCUAAGUCAUCGCCAGAUUCACUUACCCUAACCCAAGUCAUUGGCAGAUUCACUAACCCUAAACCAAGUCAUCGCCAGAUUCACUAACCCUAACCCAAGUCAUUGGCAGAUUCACUAACCCUAACACAAGCCAUUGGCAGAUUCACUAACCCUAAACCAAGACAUUGGCAGAUUCACUAACCCUAAACCAAGCCAUUGGCAGAUUCACUAACCCUAAACCAAGACAUUGGCAGAUUCACUAACCCUAAACCAAGUCAGCGGCAGAUUCACUAACCCUAAACCAAGUCGUCGGCAGAUUCACUAACCAUCCCUUUCCUGGAUCCAAAGCUUUGUGCUAUUCAAUGUUUUAGAUUAAUAUAUCUCCUACAUAUGUCUGUAUGUUAGAUCAAUAUUUUGUCCUAUGUAAUUUCAUCUAUUUUAGAUGAAUAUUUUGU
This is a messenger RNA of Lymnaea stagnalis (great pond snail), 13383 nucleotides long. The record is from the annotation of a GenBank genome assembly. Lineage: Eukaryota; Metazoa; Mollusca; Gastropoda; Lymnaeidae.